Messenger RNA from Dentiscutata erythropus, 202 nucleotides. NCBI's taxonomy places the organism in Eukaryota, Fungi, Glomeromycota, Glomeromycetes, Diversisporales, Gigasporaceae. The record is from the annotation of a GenBank genome assembly.
GUGUAAGGAGCACGGCCUUAAAUGUGAGUUUAUUACUCCGAGCAGUAAACGUGGCCCCCCUAAGGGGGUCCCAAAAAAAAAUUCGCAGCAAGAACUUUCGAACAAAAGUGAUACUCUAAUUCAAACAGAGGAGUUUAACAUAACGCCAAAUUAUUCACCAGACAUACCUAAUUCAUUCGUUCGGCACCAAUCGAUAAUGCCA